CCGGUCCUCCCUCCUGUCCUCUCAAGUCACUCACAUCCGGGGCCGCUCGCCACCGGUCCUGCCUCAUCCACGGAGCUGCGCUGCUCCUCCCGCGCUUCCCGCUCGGGCGCCGGGGCCUCCUCUCCGUCGCCGCUGCCGAACGCGUUCCCCCGAGAGCCUGGUUGGUGCGCGCGCGCGCCGAGCUCGGUGCGCCUCGUCAGGGGACGCGCGGACGGUCGCUCAGCCUCUCCAGAGGGCGAGAUCCGUGCACUGGCGCGCCGACCUCCGCUGGAGACGGCCAGCAAUGCCAGCCGCCCGCCUGUCCUCCUUCAAGGCUCCUUCACGAGAGCGCCGACCUCCCCUCGCCGCCUUGGCUGCCGCCACGGAGCGCGUCCGCGCCGGAACGCUAAGUCGGCAGGACGCGCACCACCUGUUCGACGAAUUGCUGAGCCAAGCCGCGACAGUCCCAGUACGCAAGCUGAACAACUUUCUUGCCGCCCUCGCCCGUGCACCGCCCUCAGCUGCCUGCAGCGAUGGUCCGGGCCUUGCCAUCGCCCUCUUCAACCGCAUGUCCCGAGGCGCUGGUGCACGGAUGGUGUCGCCCACGCUCUGUACCUAUUCCAUCCUCAUGGACUGCUGCUGCCGUGCACGCCGCCCGGACUUGGUGGUUGCCUUCUUCGGCCGCCUCCUCAGGUUGGGGCUGCGCUUGGGGGUCAUCUCCUUCAACAAUCUCCUCAAGGGGCUUUGCCAGGCCAAGCGCUCAAAUGAGGCUUUGGACAUGCUGCUCCACCGGACACCUGAACUACACUGUGCGCCUGAUGUCUUCUCGUACAACAUAGUAAUCAACGGCUGCUUGAAAGAAGGUGAAGUAGACAAAGCGUGCAAUCUCUUCCAUGAGAUGCCCCAACUGGGAGUUCAACCUGAUGUGGUGACCUACACCUCAAUCAUGGACGCACUAAGCAAGUCCGGAGCAAUGGACAAGGCAGAAGUGCUCCUUCGGCAAAUGGUUGAUCAAGGAAUUGAACCCAAUAUCAAGACAUAUAGCUAUCUGAUCCAUGGAUAUUCUACUUUUGGUCAGUGGAAGGAGGCACUUAGGGUAUUCAAAGAAAUGGCAAGUCUUGGUGUUGUACCAGACGUUGUCACGUUGACCUCAUUAAUCGAUUCCCUUUGCAAGCACAGAAGGACAAAGGAAGCUAGAGAAAUUUUUGACUCUAUGGCUGCAAAGGGCCUGAAACCUAAUAUCGUCUCCUACUCUACUAUGCUUAAUGGGUACUCCCUCCUGAUGGAUGAGGCUAUGCACAUGUUCGAAGUAAUGAGGCAACAAGGAGUAAACCCGGAUGUAUUUGACUAUCAAAUCAUAAUGGAUUCACUUUGCAAAAUGGGUAGGAUGGAUGCUGCUCUGGACAAAUUUAAUCAGAUGGUCAAUCAAGGAGUUUCACCUAACAAAGCUGUUUACCAAUGCCUGGUUCUGGGUUCUUGCUCUCAUGGUCAUUUUGUGAAAGCCAAGGAAUUGAUUUCUGAAGUGGUUAAUAGAGGUCUGUGUUCUAACAGUGUGUUCUUCUAUCCUGUAAUAAACGACCUUUGCAAAGAAGGAAAGGUAAAGGAGGCACAGGAUAUGUUUGACUUCAUCCUAGGUAUUGGUCAGCGGCCUGAUGUGAUUAUGUACACUUCACUGAUGGAUGGAUAUUGCCUUGUUGGCGAGGUGGAGAAAGCACUGAGUGUACUCGAUGCUAUGAAAUCUGCUGGCCUUCAACCUGAUGAUGUUGUAUAUGCUACACUUCUUAACGGUUACUGUAAAAUUGGAAGGAUCGCCGAUGGAUUGAGCCUUUUCAGGGAAAUGUCACUCAGCGGGGUUAAGCCCAUGACUAUUAUAUACAACAUUAUACUGGAUGGGCUGUUUUGCUCCGGGAGAACAGUUUGUGCAAAGGAAAAAUUCAAUACGAUGACUGAAAGUGGCAUACCAGUGGGCGUUGACACAUACAACAUAGUUCUUAGUGGACUUUGUAGAAAUAAUUGCACUGAUGAAGCAAUAGAGCUGUUCAAGAAACUACGUGCAACGAACGUGAAGAUUGAUGUCAUAACACUCACUACCAUGAUUUCUGCAAUGUUUAAAACUAGGAGAAUUGAAGAGGCCAAGGAUUUGUUUGCUACUAUAUCAGCCAUUGGGUUGGUGCCUUCUGUUGUGACUUACAGUGUAAUGAUGACGAAUUUCAUAAAAGAAGGGUUGCUGGCAGAGGCUGAUGAUAUGUUUUUAACAAUGGAGAAGGCUAGCUGUGCUUCCAACUCCAGUCUGCUAAAUCAAGUGGUCAGGGCGUUGCUGGAAAAAGGUGCAGAUGUAAAGGCUGCAACUUAUCUCGCUAAACUUGAUGCUAAACAGCUGUCAGUUGAAGCUUCAACGAUUUCGUUAAUAGUAUCUCUCUUCUCAAGGGAAGGGAAACUAAGGGAGCAUAGCGUGAAGGAUCAGCGCUGUACUGCCAUUGGGAAUUGGGAUUCUCAUCUCAGAAACAUUUGUCAUAGUGCAUUCUACGGUGUUGACUGUUGA
Molecule: messenger RNA, 2521 nt
Organism: Triticum dicoccoides
Lineage: Eukaryota; Viridiplantae; Streptophyta; Magnoliopsida; Poales; Poaceae
Product: protein Rf1, mitochondrial-like
Exons: 3
Coding region: 284-2521 (745 amino acids)
Molecular function (GO): protein binding
Source: RefSeq, a predicted model, not a curated record